ACGAAGAGGGCAAAGUGAACGCUGGCUAUCAAAUGUGGCUCAAAGUCAACAGUUUCUGCGCGGAGUUUAUUGUAAGACGACUGAAAUGGUUGGUCUUGGUAUUGGUUUCGGCUGGUCUGCUAGGUAUUUUGUAUUCAAGCUUGGCACAUGAACCGAAUGACAAAUUGUCUGAGCUUUUGGACAGAAUACAACAACUUGAGUUGAGAAUUAAUUUCAUAAUGAAGAACCAGAAAAUUCCGGAGACCAUUCAACACCAGGAUUUCAGAUCAAAGACGUAUACGCCUGUAAAGUUUCUAAGUGAGCAGAACAGAAAGCGAAUUUUGGUAACAGGUGGUGCUGGAUUUGUCGGCUCUCAUCUUGUCGAUCACUUGAUGAAACUUGGUCACGAGGUUGUAGUAGUCGAUAACUUUUUCACCGGUCGCAAGCGUAACGUUGAACACUGGGUUGGUCAUCCAAACUUUGAACUCAUCAAUCAUGAUGUCGUGGAGCCUCUCAUGAUCGAAGUUGAUCAGAUCUAUCAUUUGGCGUGUCCAGCGUCACCGCCUCACUAUAUGUACAAUCCAGUCAAAACCAUUAAAACGAGUACAAUUGGAACACUGAAUAUGUUAGGUUUGGCCAAACGUGUUCGGGCAAGGCUGUUGUUGGCGUCAACGUCAGAAGUGUAUGGAGAUCCGAAGGAACAUCCACAGAAAGAGACAUAUUGGGGCAAUGUGAACCCAAUAGGUCCACGGGCUUGUUACGAUGAGGGAAAGAGGGUAGCCGAGACUAUGUGCUAUGGUUAUGCAAAACAGGAUGGUGUUCAAGUUAGAGUUGCUCGGAUAUUCAACACGUUUGGACCAAGAAUGCACAUGGCCGAUGGUCGUGUUGUCAGUAAUUUCAUACUGCAGGCACUUCGAGGCCAUCCACUGACGAUAUACGGCGAAGGGUUACAGACACGAUCGUUUCAGUAUGUCAGUGAUCUUGUCACCGGUUUGAUCAAACUCAUGAACAGCGACAUAUCGGAUCCUGUCAAUCUGGGUAAUCCCGAUGAAUACUCAAUCUUGGACUUUGCCACCUUGAUACGGAGCAAAGUUGCGGCAGUCACUAAGAAAACACAGCCUCCCAUUGAGAAAAAGCCAGCCAUGCAGGAUGAUCCUCAGCGUCGAAAACCAGACAUCACACUAGCAAGACAGAAAUUGCAGUGGGAGCCUGUGGUACCAGUCGAAGAAGGAAUUGAAAGGACGAUAGAGUAUUUUCAGAAGGAGCUAGAGUCUGAGGCCAAGACGGCUUCCGAACUAUAAAUUCGUCAUCUUUUGCAUGUGUGGGGACACCGUGACAGUUUACUUACAACAUUGCGUUGCAGUGAUGAUCUCGAGCAAUGAUCAUAUUGCUACACUACGUUAUCAGUAGAUAAAUAAUAUUAGACAGAUUUCGGUAUCUUUCUAAAUCAAUUGUAUUAUUGAUUUCUGUGUUAAUUAUUUUCUUCACAAUUGAUAAUCAGCUUGACAA
This is a messenger RNA of Corticium candelabrum, 1488 nucleotides long. Its product is annotated as UDP-glucuronic acid decarboxylase 1-like. Gene Ontology annotation, biological process: D-xylose metabolic process. NCBI's taxonomy places the organism in Eukaryota, Metazoa, Porifera, Homoscleromorpha, Homosclerophorida, Plakinidae. The coding region runs from base 33 to 1280 and encodes 415 amino acids. Gene Ontology annotation, cellular component: cytoplasm. The transcript is spliced from 19 exons. Gene Ontology annotation, molecular function: UDP-glucuronate decarboxylase activity; NAD+ binding. The record is from RefSeq and is a predicted model, not a curated record.